Sitodiplosis mosellana (orange wheat blossom midge) is the source of this 3122-nucleotide messenger RNA. RefSeq names its product protein spartin. The record is from RefSeq and is a predicted model, not a curated record. Gene Ontology annotation, cellular component: plasma membrane. The coding region runs from base 608 to 2410 and encodes 600 amino acids. The transcript is spliced from 5 exons. Lineage: Eukaryota; Metazoa; Arthropoda; Insecta; Diptera; Cecidomyiidae. Gene Ontology annotation, biological process: negative regulation of BMP signaling pathway; cell division.
AUCACAUACUGUCAAAACAUCGCACUAAAAGAAGUUAUCGUCUGAGUUCAUAUCAUGUGUGUGAAUACUCCGGUUAAUGUUUUUUAACAAAAUGUUGUCCAUAUUUGUCUAGUAAAAUUUGGAUAAAAAAAAUAGUGACGAAACUAAAAUUUUCUUUCCGAAUUUCCUGAAUCCAAAUCCACUUUGAAUUAAGUAUUCCAAAACAUGUUGCAAUCAUAAAAUGUGACCAUGUAUUCAUUUUGUUGAAUCAACCGAUGCAUUAACCGCGAUGAGCAAGCCAAUCAAAGCAAUUAGGAAUUAAUCAAGUAUUUGCGUAGUCAUUUUUAGAUUGAACGAUUCCGUUUUUAUCAAUGAAUCAUUGUUGAUUUACUGAAACUAAGCCAUUUUUAAGAAGAACAAAAUCUCAGACACAAUUCAUCACAUACAGUUUGCAGACGGGGGAACUAAUCCAACCAAAAACAAACAUUGGACGGUUGAAGCGCUACCGUGUGGAUUCAUUAAUUUGUUUGCGGCGAAACUUACUUUUCGUCUACGGUGCUUUGUCGACAGAUUUGUGAUAACGAGUGUAAUUUAGUCUGUGAUUCUUCAUCAAAAUCCUCCCAAAAAAAUGGAACUCGAAUGGAAGGAAACGUACGAUAUUCUAAAGCGAAAGCAAGAUGAAGUGACAAAAACGUUGGAUUUGGCCAAACAGAAAGAGGAGGAAGGCAAUCGUGAAUUGGCAUUGAUCAACUAUAAAUUGGGAAUAACAUUGAUUGAUGAGGCACUAGCGACACCAGUGGCACUUCCCGAUGAUCCGGAUGAUGUUGAUGAAACAUGGCAUUUGGGUUUGAAAAUUGUAAAGGUGCUGAAGCGUACGAGAGGUGAAGUGAUGCAUCGUAUAGCCAUCCUAUCUCCGUCGUCCAGUGAAUCGGGCCCACGAGCCCAAGGAAUAGCAUCAUCCGAUUCCAAUCGAGCAACGACACGACCACGAACAUUCAUGGAAUUGGCUGAAGCGCUGCAAAGUUUCGAAUAUGAUUACACCGACACAAAAAAUUUGCCCAGUGUUUUAGAGCUGUUGUUCUCGUGCAAAGGUGUCAAAUUGUAUCAUAUAAAUGAGAAUGGUGAAGUAACCACCGCUGAUGAAGCGUCAAUUUUGCGAAUUGUUCGCUUGGAUCAAGAUCUCACACAGAAUUUGGAUGCUACUUAUUUUAUGCAAAUCAUUCGGUCGUCUGCGGCCGAAGAAAUUCAACGCGAAGACGGUAUGGAAGAUGAUGAGGUCGAGUUAGACAAUUCGAUUGAAGAUGAUGAGGAUUUUGAUGAGAAGCCAUCAGCGAAGAAAGUCCGUGAAAAUAUACCAACAAAGCCAACCGACUCAUCGCUCAUUUAUCCGUUGAUACCUGGUGUUUCGCCAUGCUUCCGAACUGAAUAUGGUGCUUUCAUUUUUCCCGACAUUCAGUCCGAAGUUCAAGGUGCUGCUAUUGGAUUGGUUGUUCCAAAAUCGGCCGACGAAAUUGUUCUGGAGAUUUUGGAGGCAAUUUUACAUGGAAUCGUUCGACAAAUAGAAGAAGAGGAAGAAGAAGAGGGUGAAGAAGGUGAAAAGAAACGAGAACGACGCUAUGCAAGCGAGCGCAUCUCAGACAAUAUCGUUCAAGGUGCUUGUUUCAUAUCAAAUGGACUGGUCAAAGGUACGGAACAACUUGGCAAAUUGGUAUCGUAUACAACGCCGUAUAUGAUUUCUAAAAUGAAUGGUGCUCCAGUGAAUGCGCCACCAAUAUCAAACAAAGUGGUUAAUGGGAUCGAGAUGGCCAAAUCGGCCACGGGAAUUGCAGUUGGUGUAACGAGUUAUGUAGCUGGGAAGGUUGGCAGUGCAACUGUGGCUCUCGGCAAGUUUCUCGCUCCACACGUGCAUGCUCAAGGUUCAAAGCUGUUGUCCAAAUCCAUGGGCUAUAGCACUGAUGACGCCAAAGAUAAGAUGAGUGGUGUUCUGACCGUUGCUGCUGGUGCUGUUGAAGGCUUCGGAACGGUUUACAAUGGCCUUGAGAAAUCAGCUGGAAUUUUGGGAAAAAAUCUGAGCGAAAACUCAGUCAAAAUCGUUGAACAUAAGUAUGGUCCACAAGCGGGAAAUCUCGCACAGGGCACAUUUGACACCGUAGGAAAUAUGAUUAACUUGUCACAGAACAUGAGUUUGAUCACACCAAAAGGAUUGGCCAAGAAAACGAUGAAGGGAACCGGCAAAGCUAUUAUCGCCGAUUUUAAACCACAGAUUCCAAGUAGGUUUUUUGGUCAAAAAUAUUUGUACCUUUCAAUCCAUUUUGACUGUUUUUUCCAAAUGAACAUUGUCCAUCGCUUAGGGAUCUAUUUCCAAGCCGCUCUUUUUGCAAUCGAGUACCUACAAAAUUACGUCUGGCAAUUUCUUAAGUUAAAAAAUUGACAUUUUAUGAGUGACCUUUCUAUUCCCACCGAUUGGAACUCAUUCAAUCGAAUUUUUUAUUCUGAGUUUUUCAUUCAAUUUUCAAUCGAUUUUUGUUCUAAUUUCAAUCAUUGGUCAAUGAUCAAUGGACAUUGGAACCCAAGACUGUUUAAUCUAAUAAAAACCGUUCUUUUCCCAUUUCAGAAACCAACUAUGCUCCGGCUGGCUCUUUGUAUCCGGAUCUGACGGAAUUUUCUAAGAAAUUGGCUCAAUCCAAUUGAACAUGGUGCUGAAUGUGAACUAUGGUUUUGUCAAUUCCAGAAGUAUGGUCUUGCCAAUGCCUAUACUUUGUAUUUUUAAGGGAAUAUCUUUGUUAAUAUGGACGAUCUGGGCCAAAAAUAUCAUUAAUUUAUGCAUGUUUUUUUGUUUUUAUAAAAUAGAAACGAUAAGUUCGAACUGAAAGAUUCAUUGUUGGUUUAAAAGUGUUAGAGGAGCCUAUUGGCAAAGGCGAAAUUUUUUAGUUUGAAAAAGCAACCUUUCUAUUGAAAUAGAACAUUGGACGCAACGAAACAUGAGCAAAACAGCCAAAUGCUUGUGAUUUUAUGCAACCAAAAUUAAUUUUGCUGUCCAAAAAGAUCAAAAUAAAUGUGUGCUUUCUAUUUUAAAUAGAAUAGUCUGAUGUAGUCACUUCUAGCAGUCACGAAUAAAUAAUAUUUUUAUAUUCAAUAUUGAA